This is a messenger RNA of Exophiala aquamarina CBS 119918, 1377 nucleotides long. RefSeq lists its product as uncharacterized. Gene Ontology annotation, molecular function: protein binding. The record is from RefSeq and is a predicted model, not a curated record. Gene Ontology annotation, cellular component: U5 snRNP. Lineage: Eukaryota; Fungi; Ascomycota; Eurotiomycetes; Chaetothyriales; Herpotrichiellaceae. The transcript has a single exon. Bases 1 to 1377 code for a protein of 458 amino acids.
AUGUCCUACAAGCCCACCAGCUCGAAACGCGCAGCCGAGGACUACGUGCGCACCACUCAUGGACAAGAAGGCUCCUAUGACGAGCCGACGAAGAAGCCUCGCUUCGACGUGCGGAACCCAUCAGCACUUGCACCAGACGCACUGGAAGACGAUGCUGUGCUCGAAGCCGAUGUAAUUGGAGGACGAGGCCACCAAGUCCGCCGCGGCGCCGUCAACAUCGACGGCUAUGACUCCGACUCCGACAAUGACAACUUCAACGCCCGUGCCGAUGCGAAAGAUAGAGAACAGAAAAUGGCACAGGCGCAGUCAAAGGCAGAAGAGGAUAAUGAUAUGUUUGCGGAUCUCGAGGAAGACUUCAAGGACGGGGACGACUCGGAAGGUGAUGCCGGGACACAAGGCGGGAAGAAGAAAGCUGUGCACUUUCUGAACGCCGACCAGAUCGUCGGUCAGGUGGAAAAUUCGACGAGUGGGGGACAUGUGUCGGCAGAUUUCACCCUGAACAGUAGCAAGGGAAAGGGCAAGAUCCAGGAUCAUGAGGUUGAGAGCAGCAGCGACAGUGAGGUGGACGACGAAACGAGAGCCAACGCCGACGACCUUGACCCCGAGCUUGGAGCUGGUAGCAAGAAGACACAUGCUCCUAAACUAGACGCAUUCAACAUGAAGUCGGAGUUGGAAGAAGGUGGAUUCGAUGAUCAAGAAAACUACGUCCGGAAAGCGGCUGACCCAGAUGCCAAACACGACGUCUGGCUGGAAGGGAUGUCCAAGAAGGAGAUCAAGAGGGCCAAAGAAGCUGCCGAAAAACGCGAGGUGGAACGUAGGAGACGUGACCUUGAAAAUGAUUCCAUCUCUACCAGCACAGUGUUGUCCAAUCUCAUCCUAUUGUUGGAACGUGGUGAGACUAUCCUUGAGGCUCUAGCACGCCUUGGAAAACCGAAAGAUACGAAACCAAAGUGGCAUAAUAAGAAGAACAAGAAGAACAAUGGCAUGAUCGAGGACGACGCCCCAGCUCAUGAUGGGGCAGCCGAGCAAGCUCGCCGCAAGAGGGUUGAGGCUAUUACAGAAGCAGCAGACAUUUUGAUGACCAGAGGUCAGGCUGAAAUCUAUGACAAUGAAAGAGAAUUGCUCGUACGACAGUACCGAAAAGAGACGGGGGAAGAGUGGAAGGAGCCAGCUGAACAGGACAAUGCAGCACUUGCAAAUUCUAUGGGACAGCUCUGGGAGUACAGGUGGACCGACGCCAGAGACGGCGGGGCCAUAAACGGACCCUAUGAUGCUCAUACCAUGCAACAAUGGAACGAUGCUGGAUACUUUGGUGAAGGUGUUGAGUUUCGUAGAAAGGAUGAUGGCGACUGGACCAGGGUGGCGGCCUUUGCCUAA